AGUGUGUGAAUAUUAUGGAAGCACAUUUGCCAGUGCAUGAAAAAAAAUUCUGUGACUCAUUAUAAUGAGAAACUUUUUUUGAAAUAGUCAAUUAAUAUAUUGAUAAUGACUUAGUUUCUCAUUGUUCCGAGAUACUUUUUCAAAAAAUGUACUUUACCGUAUUAUGACGUAUUCAUUAGUACUUUACUGUAUUAUUUUGGUAACUAUUUUUGGGGGGGAAAAAUUAGAAUACCAAAUAUCUUUAUAAAGAAAUUAUUUUACUGAACAAAAACAUAUAAAAAGUUCAACAUAACCAUUAAAGCAACCAGGUAAUUGCAUUACAGUCGGUGUAUUAAACAGCAAACAUUCCAGACCCGCAUAAAGACAGCAAAUAAAUGUAUUAUGGCGAGUCGUUGACUAAUUUUAAUAAGGAAGAUGACGGAUCUUUUAAAAUUACUCUCUUAACAGCCACUAUCUGUUUAAUACUAGCAGCAGCACAGACUAACAAUUAACGCAACAUUCAUAGCUACAUGCUGGCAAAACACUCGCAUUCCGUGGCAAAUACAGUUAUGACGUUACAAUUAACAUAAAUACACAUUAAUGUACACUUUUUAAAGAUGCAUGUGGUGCAGUGCAAAGCAUGCCGGUAACUGCAUAAUUAGUCCUACUGACCAACCCCACGCAGUUAUACUAUGUCAGCCAAUCAUGGACAGUGGGUGGGAUCACGCUUUUACAGUGAUGUAUUUGAGUAUGCAGCCAUCUUUAACCAGGAGUCAGAUAAUUUAUGCCUUCUAGUGUUGUAUGUCUAUAACGACGUAUAAAUUACAAUUCUUUAAUAUUAGACGACAACAGGUUUGUCGAUGUAACUUUUUUGGGGGGAAACUGCCAUCUUUGAGCCAAAUCAAACAUGAGAACCUUUUUCAAAAUGAUGAUUUAAUAUUUUGAGAUGUGUAGUGUUUUGAGAGUCAUUAUUUCAUGAAAGUUCCUCAUUGUUUCGUCAAACUAGAGUCAAUAUUUUUAGAUACCUUUAGAUACCUCAAGUUAUUUUGAGAAACUUUCUCAUUAUAAUAACUUACAGGAUCUUCAUUCUUCUCAUCACAUUUGUGGAAAUGGGCGUUCAUAGAAUAUAGCUUUAAAAUUGCUGCACAGUUGGAUAAUUUUGGUCCAUUAAUGCACUGAUAGGAGCCUUGUCUUCUCUCCUGUCCAUCUUUUAUCUUUCUUUCUUCGUGUACUUAGGGUUCGACACGCUCCAUGUCUUCCGAAGAAGGGUUGUCUGGUCAUUUUAACCGGGGUAGGGCCGCUCCCCACUAUGACCAGGUUCCCAUAGGCUCCUUGCGGAGAGAUGACCCUCCCCCCCUCCAGCAUCAGUUUGCUGCCAACCUGGCCAUGAGCUCUGAGCCCCUGCCCCCUCCUCCACUCCCGGAGGAUCCCCCUGUGGGACCCGAGUUUGACCCCAGUGACAGUGAACCGGAGUUGGAUGGCAUUAACAUCAAACCCGUUCAUCGCUUCAUCCCUGAUUCCUGGAAGAACUUCUUCCACGGCAGCGGGCGCAGCAGUGGCAGCAGCAAGCCGCAGUCCGCUCCCGAUGUCCAGCCCAAUGGUAGCAGCAGCAGCAAGGGUAUCCGCUGCUCUCCCCCGCACACCUCCUCAGCCCCCAACUCCUUCCUGGACCCAUACGGAGGAUCGGGAGGCAGCUACAACACUCACAAGGAGCAGCUGGCACUCUUGCACGAUGGCCCGCCUGAGUCCUGGGACGGCCGGACGCAGCAAACGGCGCUGACCUACAGCGAGCGGGUGGAAGAGUACAACAUGCGCUACGCCUACAUGAAAUCCUGGCCGGGUCUGCUGCGCAUCCUGGGCUGCGUGGAGCUGCUGCUGGGGGCGGCGGUCUUCGCCUGCGUCUGCGCGUACGUCCACAAGGACAACGAGUGGUUCAACAUGUUCGGCUACUCGCAGCCGCAGAUGUUCAGCAUGUAUGGUGGCAGCAGUGGAUCCUACUACACCGGGCCCCAGACGCCCUUCGUCCUGGUGGUGGCCGGUCUGGCUUGGGUUGUCACGGUGAUUCUGCUGGUACUCGGCAUGAGCAUGUAUUACCGCACAAUCCUGCUGGACUCUAACUGGUGGCCACUUACAGAAUUCGUCAUCAAUUUGGUGCUGGCCAUCCUGUUCAUGACAGCCGGGAUCGUGUAUGUGAGAGACACCAUCCGUGGCGGCCUUUGUUACUAUCCCGUCUUCAACAAUGGGGUAAACGGAGCUUUUUGCCGCACGGAUGCCGGACAGACUGCCGCCAUCAUCUUCCUCUUCGUCACCAUGCUGGUGUACUUGAUAGGUGCCAUCGUUUGCCUUAAGCUGUGGCGGCAUGAAGCUGCCCGCAGGCUUCGCGAGAGCCUCGGCCUCGAGACGGCCAACUCUGCUUCAAGAUCCUUGAUUGUCCCGGGUUCCAGAGCGCCGGAGUCUAGGCACAAUUAUCCUGGUACCGUGGAGAUAGAACCAGUUACUGUGGAUAUGCAGCCAGAAACCAUAAGAGGACACAUUCCUUCUGGACACAUUCCAAAACCAGUAGUCAUGCCGGACUACAUUCAGAAGUACCCCAGCAUUCGGACAGACGAGGAGCGAGACCAGUACAAGGCGGUGUUCAACGACCAGUACGCAGAGUACAAAGAGCUGCACGCGGAGGUGCAGGCCACCCUUAAGAAGUUCGAUGACCUGGACGGGAUGAUGCGAAACCUGCCCCAGAACACUGUCGAUCAGACGGAACGAGAUCGCGUUAACAGAAUCCUUCAGGAGUAUCAGAAGAAGAAAAACGAUCCAACAUUCCUGGAGAAGAAAGAACGAUGUGAAUACCUGAAAAAUAAACUAUCUCACAUUAAACAGAAGAUUCAGGAAUAUAACAAAGUAAUGGAAUGGAAUGACGGCUUCACAAUGUCUUCAAAGCCGAACGGGAGUCCCCCUCCUUAUAACAACGAUGACGCUUACCAUGCACCCCCAGAUCUUUAUGAUGCAGGACCACCCCAAACAGCCUAUUCCUAUUAUCCCGAUGAUGAGAUCCAGCACUUCUAUCGCUGGACUUCCCCGCCUGGUAUCAUCAAAAUCAUCUCAGUUGUCAUUAUCAUUAUGUGCGUCGCCAUCUUUGCCUGUGUGGCUUCCACACUGGCCUGGGACAGCAACAUGGGCCUGAUGGGCUUCGGUGGUCUAUCAGGAGGUUACGGCUAUGGAGGAAGCUCCUAUGGAGGAAGCUCCUAUGGAGGGGGCUAUGGAGGGGGCUACAAUAGCUUUGGUGGUGCGGGCUAUGGAGCUGGAAAUUCCUACGGCUAUGGAAACCUUGGAGGCAACUACAUCGACCCCAGGAAGGGCAAGGGCUUCAUGAUCGCCAUGGCAGCCAUCGUUUUCAUUGCCGUUCUUGCGAUCUUCAUCUUGGUGGUGUCCCGGCAAUAUGCAUGCCGAACGCGGAAGUUCUACCUGAUCUUCAUCAUCGGCUGUGCCGUCCUGGCCUUCUUCAUGUUCAUAGCUACGAUAGUGUACUUGAUAGCCGUGAACCCCAUGGCCCAGUCUUCAGGGUCUGUCUAUUACAGCCAGAUCAUGGGCUUGUGUGCCCAGUACCAAGUUCCCCAACCAACUGAUAUCUUCGUCAACCAGUAUCUGUACCACUACUGUGUGGUGGAACCUCAGGAGGCCAUUGCUAUUGUUCUUGGAUUCCUGGUGAUCAUUGGACUCGUUAUCAUACUGGUGUUUGCUCUGAAGACCCGUAUGGCGAUCGGGCGGUAUGGCAAGGAGCAGAUUCUCUGGGACAAAGUUAAGGUUGUCAAUGAAGAGGAUGCUCCACAGGAUGUGGAACAAUGGGUCAACAAUGUGUCCUCUGUACCCCCACUUUUGCUGGCUGAGUAUCCUGAAAAGUUUGGCUCCAGAAACUACCUGGAUGACCACAGUAUGGAUGAUGGCAAACCGCCCUACAGUUACAACCCAGACCUGACCAAUCAGGAUACGCUCCCACAUACCUUGGGUCCCUAUAGCAGUAGUUCUAGCUCUCUGGGGAAGCCGGGGAAGAAGCCAAACGGACGGCCCUCACGCACCAGUGGCUACGACACUGCUGAGUCCGGCGAUGAGCUGGAUGAUGAUGAGUUUGAUAGUGACUUUCCACCCAUCGCUGCUGAGCAGCAGAGGCAGGACUAUAAGCGGCAGUUUGACAAGGACCACCAAGAGUAUAAAAAUCUGCAGGCGGAGAUGGACAACGUCAACAAGAAUCUGGCUGAAGUGGACCGGGAUCUGGAUAACCUUGAAGAAGGAAGCCCGCAAUUCCUGGAUGCCAUGGAUGAGUACGAUAGGCUGAAGGAAAUUAAAAGGUCUUCGGAUUACCAGACGAAGAAACGAAGGUGUAAGUAUCUGAAAGGCAAACUCUCGCACAUCAAGAAGAUGGUCAGUGAUUUUGAUCACCGAGAUUAACCUCUGACCCUGGACUUCAGCCUGAUUCGACCAUUUUCUGCGUGAGCGUGCCUUACUGCAUUGAAAAGAUCACUAGAGGGCAGGAAAUUGCAGUGAGGUUUUUUUUCUUUCAGCAUAAUAGUAUUUGAACAUAUCAAUUAUGUAGAUCUUCACUUUUCAAUGUCCAUAAAAGGAGAUGUACCAGUUGCAAGUUUGACAAAUGAAAUGAAUUGGUUUGACACAGCAGUUUUUUUUAUUCACUUGUAUAAAUGUUUUUUUUUUUUUAAUGUUGACGAAUACCAGUGAUUUCUAAUGUCUAGUACUUAUUGCGCAGUUUGAACUACUACUAUAAUCUCUUGUAAACUGUAACUAUGGAGUAGCAUACUGUUUAUGAAUGGGUUUCUGUCAGUGGGUCAUCUGGAAUUCUGGAAACUUCUGCAGAACAUUACUCUGUACCCAUUUCUGGGUUUCACAGUGAAAAUCGAAACUAAUCAAAGUCUGCUGCAGUGUAUUAAGUUUUCCUCUUUUCUUUGUAUAUAUUGAAUUCUUCAACCUUUUGGUUUAUAGAGUUGUGCUGUAGGUUUUUAACAUGUGUGUAUCAUACUGAAACUGAAUUUUGUACAUUUUAAAGCCUGUUUGAAGUGCCUUUUGGGUUUUAACUUUUAGGAGACUUUAACUGCAGAUGAAUGGCUACAUUAUAAUUUUUACCAACUACUUUGUAUGUAUUUUAUAAGCCGGAUUAAUAAAACUGUUGAAGUCA
Messenger RNA from Brienomyrus brachyistius, 5158 nucleotides. RefSeq names its product MARVEL domain-containing protein 2-like. The coding region runs from base 1231 to 4419 and encodes 1062 amino acids. The record is from RefSeq and is a predicted model, not a curated record. Gene Ontology annotation, biological process: bicellular tight junction assembly. NCBI's taxonomy places the organism in Eukaryota, Metazoa, Chordata, Actinopteri, Osteoglossiformes, Mormyridae. The transcript is spliced from 14 exons. Gene Ontology annotation, cellular component: cytoplasmic vesicle; apical plasma membrane; bicellular tight junction.